AUGGCGUCUCUAAGGCGGCAUCGCCGCGGAAUCGCAGAAGCCGAGGACUACGACGACGGCAGCGCACCUGACGAGACUGACACCGCCACGGAUGAAGAAGAGGAGGAGGAGGAGGAGGAGGAGGAGGAGGACCACCGCCUGCACCUGGGACUCCACUCCAUGACUGCAAAGGGCAUACAACACCUGUGCUCUGAGCUCCUGGAGAUCAAGAAAGCCUCGGAGCAAGACUUGCGCGCUAAUGUCUAUCUCAGCUACCUCUCCUUUGCUAGGAUGUUCCACGCAGCUGGUGAUCUGGACAAGCACGUCCACCGCCUGAAACGUCAGGUCAUGGCACACAGGCGGCUCAUCCAGCAUCUGAGCAGCAACUGCGGCGGCCUGGAUGAUGAGGAUGGUGCCGGUUCCGGUACCAAGGACGAGGAGCCCGACAUAGACAUGGACGACGACGCAGACGACGGUGAGCUGGAACUGGAGGUGCUUCUGUCGGAGCAGCGGGUGGAGCAGGCCCUGGAGCUCGUCCUGCGGCAGAGGAUGGUGCCGCAGCAGGGGAAGGCAAGGGUCGCCGAGCGCUUGGCUUCCGUGGCCGGCAACCCGCGGACGCCACGGCCGGAGCUCCUCAGGGCUCUCUCCGGCCUGUGCAAGCUCGGCGAAGCGGAGCGGGCCAACCACCUGCUCUUCAACUGGCACCGUGCGAGCGUCGUCCAUGGAUCUCAUGAUUGCUACAUCAAGGAGCUCGCGCGCAUGGUGUUCUCCUCCAUUGUCCAGGCGUCGAGGAGCUUCGUGGCGCUGCACGGGCACCCAUCCCCCCACACCCCUCAGCUCCUCCGGUGGGCGAGGGAGGAGAUGGAGGAUUUCAGCGUCGCCUUCUCCGAGUACGUGAGGUCGGCCAUGUCGUCGUCGCAACAAGCCGGGCAGAGCCUGGCUCUGGCACUGGAGGCCGCCGAGUGUGCAGUCUCCUACUCUUCCCUGCUGCGGCCUCUCGGCAUCAUCGCCCAAGAUGUGGGUGGCCUCAUGGCGCCCUGCAUCCUGGAGGCCCUUGCCAUGUACGCCAGGCAUCUCAAGGAGGUGGUCCGGCUGCUGGUGGCUUCCGACGACUGGGUGCUCGGCAGGUUCCUGAUGCCACCAUUUGCUGCUGCUGCUGAUGAGCAUCGUCGCUACUGCAUGCUGACAGCCAGCGGAAGGAAAUUCGUGACCCUCGUAGGGGAGGUCGUGGACGACGUCGCCUGCCCGUUGCGACGUGUUCUUGGGAUGGAUGAUCCGGCAGCCGUGCAGCUUGUUGCCGACUUGUUCGGGGAGUACAUCACGCACUCCAUCAUCCCCAACCCCAAGAACAAGCAGGAUCAUCAGCACAUCUCCGUGCUCAUCAACUGCACCACGUUGGUGUCCCUGCUCCCCACCAUCGGCGCAUGGUCAGCAUCAGCACAGAGACAAGUGGGCGGCCUGAUCAAAGAAGCGGCCGGUCAGGUGUGGAGCUGCUUCUGCCAGGAAUUCAUACGAGACACCAUGGCGUAUUCAGCGCCACCACAGGCGCAGGGGCAGGGGCAGAUGAUGCCCUCUCUGCCUUUCCAGGUGGUGUUCCUUCGGGUGAGGCGGCUCAAGGACGCGUAUGGCGCCAUCCUGGGCGGCGACGAUGGGACAAUGAAGAAACUUCUCAAGGAGCUGCUGGAGGAGAUCAUCUCCUGGCUCUCUACCAAACCGCUGGACUCGUGGCUCGGCCAUGGCGCCCAGGCCCAGCUGGACGUCCAUUUCCUCCUAGAAAUUGCGCGGCUUGGCGGUUUCGACAUCACAGCCAGUGCGCUGGACUUGCUUCGGAAGGCACAACAAGACAAGGUGGAGGGCGACGACGGCGAACGACCCUGGGCUGCCGAUGCUGCAAGGCAUGCCGUGCAAGUGCUGUUGCUGCACAACAUGAAUUCCAAUGGAGAUGCGGAGGAAGAAGAGGAGGAGAAUGGAAAUGCAGCAGCAGUGGACGCUGAGGAGGAGUUCGAAUCCGAAUCCGAUGGCAUGGCAAGCGGGAAGUCAGCAGCUGGGGGCGACGAUGGAAUGGCGAGCAGGAAGUCCAGCGACGAGUUCAUAAGCAUUGAGGACGACGAUGGAGAUAGGCUUACUCUGGGCAGUGACCAAGCCGCGCCUCAAAAUUCAGCGAAUGAUGAUGGCGUUGACGACGACAGCAGGAGGCGGCGGCAGGCAACUCCUCUUGCGGCAGCAGAGAAGGACGAUGCUCCCAGAGGCCGGAGCAGGAAGAAGGCAAGCAGCAGGCCCAGAUGGCAGUGA
Messenger RNA from Setaria italica (foxtail millet), 2271 nucleotides. RefSeq names its product exocyst complex component EXO84B. The coding region runs from base 1 to 2271 and encodes 756 amino acids. The transcript has 2 exons. Gene Ontology annotation, cellular component: exocyst. Gene Ontology annotation, biological process: Golgi to plasma membrane transport; exocytosis; intracellular protein localization. NCBI's taxonomy places the organism in Eukaryota, Viridiplantae, Streptophyta, Magnoliopsida, Poales, Poaceae. The record is from RefSeq and is a predicted model, not a curated record.